This is a messenger RNA of Condylura cristata (star-nosed mole), 1750 nucleotides long. RefSeq names its product major facilitator superfamily domain containing 5 (gene SLC61A1). The record is from RefSeq and is a predicted model, not a curated record. Gene Ontology annotation, cellular component: membrane. The transcript has 2 exons. Gene Ontology annotation, biological process: molybdate ion transport. Bases 174 to 1526 code for a protein of 450 amino acids. Gene Ontology annotation, molecular function: molybdate ion transmembrane transporter activity. Lineage: Eukaryota; Metazoa; Chordata; Mammalia; Eulipotyphla; Talpidae.
GCGCGAGACAGCGCCCGGAGAGGCCCGCGCGGGCGGGAGGUGUGCCCGGCACAGACCCCGCGACCCCGGGGCAAGACGCUCCCCGGAGAGGAUGGGCGCUCAUACGAAGGGUGCAGAAGCUGACGUGGAGGCUGCUGGAGCGCGCGGGCCGGGGUGUCUUCCGGGGACCCGCCAUGCUGGUGACUGCCUACUUUGCCUUUUUGGUCCUCCUGGCUGCCUGCCUGGGCUUGGAGCUGUCAAGAUGCCAGGCGAAACCCCCUGGAAGGGCCUGUAGCAACCCCUCCUUUCUUCGUUUUCAACUGGACUUCUACCAGGUCUACUUCCUGGCCUUGGCGGCUGACUGGCUGCAGGCCCCCUACCUCUAUAAACUCUAUCAGCAUUACCACUUCCUGGAGGGUCAGAUCGCCAUCCUCUAUGUCUGUGGCCUGGCCUCCACGGUCCUCUUCGGACUGGUGUCCUCCUCACUUGUGGAUUGGCUAGGUCGCAAGAAGUCCUGUGUCCUCUUCUCCCUCACUUACUCCCUGUGCUGUUUAACCAAACUGUCUCGGGACUACUUUGUGCUGCUGGUGGGCCGAGCACUGGGUGGGCUGUCCACGGCUCUGCUCUUCUCCGCCUUUGAAGCCUGGUACAUCCACGAGCAUGUGGAGCGGCAUGACUUCCCCGCCGAGUGGAUCCCGGCCACCUUUGCCCGGGCUGCCUUCUGGAACCACGUGCUGGCCGUCCUGGCAGGUGUGGCAGCCGAGGCGGUAGCCGGCUGGAUGGGGCUGGGGCCUGUAGCCCCCUUUGUGGCUGCCAUCCCCCUUUUGGCUCUGACUGGGGCCUUGGCCCUUCACAGCUGGGGCGAGAACUACGAUCGGCAGCGAGCCUUCUCCAGGACCUGUGCCGGGGGCCUGCGCUGCCUCCUGUCAGACCGCCGUGUACUGCUGCUAGGCACCAUCCAGGCCCUGUUUGAGAGCGUCAUCUUCAUCUUUGUCUUCCUCUGGACGCCCGUGCUGGACCCACAUGGGGCGCCCCUAGGCAUCGUCUUCUCCAGCUUCAUGGCAGCCAGCUUGCUCGGCUCUUCCCUGUAUCGCAUUGCCACCUCCAAGAGGUACCACCUUCAGCCCAUGCACCUGCUCUCGCUCGCUGUUCUCAUCGUGGUCUUCUCCCUCUUCAUGUUGACGUUCUCCACCAGCCCAGGCCAGGAGAGUCCAGUGGAGUCCUUCAUAGCUUUCCUGCUCAUCGAACUGGCCUGUGGACUCUACUUUCCCAGCAUGAGCUUCCUGCGGAGAAAGGUGAUCCCCGAGACAGAGCAGGCGGGUGUCCUCAACUGGUUCCGGGUGCCCCUGCACCUGCUGGCCUGCCUGGGCCUCCUGGUGCUCCAUGACAGCGAUCGCAAAACGGGCACUAGGAACAUGUUCAGCAUCUGUUCUGCCGUCAUGGUGAUGGCUCUCCUGGCGGUGGUGGGGCUCUUCACUGUGGUCAGGCACGACGCUGAGCUGCGGGUGCCCUCACCCAGUGGGGAGCCCUACGCCCCCGAGCUCUAGCCCUGUUCCAGAGCAAGAGGGCUGGGAUGGACUCUUGAAUCCUGCCUCUCCAGGACUGCACAGGUCUCUCUGUGAAUGACUCUGCGACUCUCUGGCCUCUCGGUCUGUCCUGGGACCCCGCUGCCAGUGCUUUGGGUUGGGGAGCUCCUGGGGGUGAUGAACUGGAAAGAAGAUGCCAAAUGUUGCCUCUGUGUUACUCCCUUUCCCUUUUAAAAUAAAUACUU